Messenger RNA from Alosa sapidissima (American shad), 1150 nucleotides. It is a transcript of the gene msrb1a, whose product is annotated as methionine sulfoxide reductase B1a. The record is from RefSeq and is a predicted model, not a curated record. Gene Ontology annotation, molecular function: peptide-methionine (R)-S-oxide reductase activity. NCBI's taxonomy places the organism in Eukaryota, Metazoa, Chordata, Actinopteri, Clupeiformes, Clupeidae.
GAAAUUCCAAACCGGAGAGAUUAUCGAAACGGCUGUUGUCGUUCUUCCUCUCUUCUGCUUGAACUUUUAACGGUGGAAUUUGAUAAAAUAAUCUCUGAAAGCAUGUCUUUUUGCACAUUUUCUGGAGGUGAAGUCUUUAAAGAUCACUUUGAAAGUGGUAUGUAUGUGUGCACAAAGUGUGGCCACGAGCUCUUCUCUAGCAGGUCCAAAUAGUUCACUGAAACUAUUCAUGAGAAUAGCGUCUCCAAGAAAGAGGAAAGGACGGGAGCCUUUAAGGUUCGUUGUGGAAAGUGUGGAAAUGGACUGGGUCAUGAAUUCGUGAACGACGGACCCAGGCAUGGACAGUCGCGCUUUUGAAUAUUCAGCAGCUCGCUGCAAUUCGUCCCCAAAGAUAAGGGCGGUCAGUAAGGCGAGCUGUGUGAGAAGGUGGUGAACGCACGGUAGGAAUGUAAUGGAGGUGGGCAGUCAUGGUGCGCAGUGGGGCCUGUUGAUGACGUGUGCUGUUCUAAAGCCCAGAACGGGAAGGUCAGGACACAGAUGUGCCUGUGGUCUCACUGUCCAGCCAGGGCCACCAUGCUCCAAAAACACCUGGCUUUAACAGUCAACCCGCACAAAUUGAAGAUGUGGUGAAAAUUAUUUAGAUUUCUAUUGCACAUUCAAGAUUUAUUAAAAAUGUUGGACACUACAUAAUAUUGCAUCGUAUCAUAGGUUACUGGAAGGUUUAGAUACAGUUAUGAUUAUGGAAUUUAGCAGAUGCUUUUGUCUAAAGCGACUUACAAAAUAAAACAAUGCAAUAGUUAAAAAUUAACAGUAAACUGUUUUUAAAAGGUGAUAAGACUACAUUAAGGAAAAUAGCAAUAAUAACAAUAAUGUCAAUGCAAUAUCAGUGAUCAAUAAUGAAAAUAAACAAUUACCAUAAAUAUACAAGCAUAAAUAAACAAAACGUAUAAGAACCACUUUAUUAAUUAAGUGUAAGCUGAACAUAUAUGGAUAUAAUUCAUGCCUAAAUCAAAGUAGACAGAAGUUUGAUACCAGUAAUGCCUGUGAAAAAUGUAUGAUUUCCCCUUUUGUUUUAUUUCAUGAAAAUACCCAUUUCCUGUAUUCACAGUAUUUGUAUUGCAAUAAAACACUGAAUCACAAGUAAAAAGUA